Messenger RNA from Vicugna pacos (alpaca), 1977 nucleotides. The record is from RefSeq and is a predicted model, not a curated record. Lineage: Eukaryota; Metazoa; Chordata; Mammalia; Artiodactyla; Camelidae.
CGGCCCCGGCGCGGCGCGGCGCGGCGCGGCUGUCAUGGCGGAGGCCGCCUGGAGCACAGACACCGGAGAGGCCGUGUAUCGCUCCCGGGACCCCGUGCGCAACCUCCGCCUCCGGUACGCCUCCGCCGCCUCCCGAACCCAGCGCCCCCGUUGCCAGGGGGACUGGGGCGACGCGCUUUCCGGCCCCGGCGCGGCGCGGCGCGGCGCAGCUGUCAUGGCGGAGGCCGCCUGGAGCACAGACACCGGAGAGGCCGUGUAUCGCUCCCGGGACCCCGUGCGCAACCUCCGCGUCCGACUCUCUGUUGUCUUUGGAGGUGGACACCGCCCAGAUGAAGAUGAAGAGGAGGAGGCUGUGAUUGGGUGGCAAGAGAAGCUCUUUAGCCAGUUUGAAGUAGAUCUGUAUCAAAAUGAAGCAGCCUGCCAGAGUCCUUUGGAUCAUCAGUACCGUCAAGAGAUUCUGAAGCUGGAGGAUUCGGAUGGCAGGAAGAACCGACGAAUCUUUACUUACACUGACUCUGACAGAUUCACCAACUUGGAGGAGCACUGUCAGAAAAUGACCACCGCAGCCAGUGAGAUGCCAUCCUUCCUGGUCGAGCGAAUGGCAAAUGUCAGGCGGCGCCGGCAAGACAGGCGAGGGAUCGGAACUUUGUCUUUUUCUCAACUCCUUGCUCUCCUCCCAGGUAAACUUACUACGUGUGGUCUUUUGCUUUCAGAUUGGUCGAGCCCAGCGUUCCAGCAGCUCUCAGGAAUCACACAGACCUGUGCCACCAAGUCCCUGGGAAUGGACAAGGCGGCUUACUUCUCCUACCCGUUCACAUUUGAGGCCUCCUUCCUCCACGAGGAUGAAUCCGCUGGUGCCCUCCCGGAGUGGCCUGUGCUCUACUGUGAGGUCCGCUCACUCGACUUCUGGCAGAGGUAUCGCGUGGAAGGCUACGGGGCUGUGGUGCUGCCUGCCACCCCAGGCGCACACACCCUGAGAGUCUCCACGUGGAGGCCCCUGGAGCUCGGCACCGUGGCUGAGCUGAGGAGGUUUUUCAUUGGCGGCUCUCUGGAGCUGGAGGACCUUUCCUACGUGCGGAUACCAGGAACCUUCAAGGGGGAGCGUCUGAGCCGCUUUGGACUCCGCACGGAGACCACGGGCAGUGUCACCUUCCGCCUACACUGUCUGCAGCAGUCCAGGGCCUUCAUGGAGUCAAGUUCCCUGCGGAAGAGGAUGCGGAGUGUGUUGGACCGUCUGGAGGGUUUCAGCCAGCAGAGUUCCAUUCACAAUGUGCUGGAGGCCUUCCGUCGAGCCCGGCGCCGCAUGCAGGAGGCCCGAGAGAGCCUUCCCCAGGACCUAGUGAGCCCCUCGGGAGCCAUGGUCCGCUAGCUCGCUGCAGCCCUGGCCUUCCACAUAGAACAACAAGACGACUGGUAGCCAAGGCCAUGCCCUCCCGCCUCUUCAUCUUUCUGAUUAGAGAUCACAAUGCCCUGCUGAAAGCUGGCAUCACUGAGAGAAUCCCAGGCCGGCCCCCCCUGCCUCGUCUCCAGCUGCCUCAUCUUCAAAGCUGAAGACCCUGUGGCCCUCAUGUGGUCCCCUUCUCCAUAUGUCAGACACUGCAAGUGGGCAUCACAAGGCAGGCUUUUUGGUUUGAGGGCAGUUUGGGGGUGGGCCCAGAGUUAAUUCUGUCCUCGCCUCAGCCUCCUCCCGGCCUGUCUCACAGCCUCAGUGGCAGAGCUGCAGUGCCUUCCGCUCCACACCUGCUUUAUGAACGGAGGCUCGAGAAGGAAGGCAGGCGAGAGAGAUCUCACAGUCCCGGCCCGAGUCCAGCUCCUCUUCCCAGGGUAGCCUCCCCUACUACCGGGAGCUAGCUACAUUUGCGAUAGAACUUAUUUCUGGAGUAAAUGAAGGCUGAAGGCAGUGCCCAGUCCUUUCUGCUAGCUGGCUGGUAUCUUUUAUUGUGUUUUUUUUACAUAAAGACUUUUUAUACUGACUGA